Messenger RNA from Chelmon rostratus (copperband butterflyfish), 7371 nucleotides. RefSeq names its product G protein-coupled receptor kinase 6 (gene grk6). The record is from RefSeq and is a predicted model, not a curated record. Gene Ontology annotation, biological process: regulation of signal transduction; protein phosphorylation; signal transduction. Bases 119 to 1846 code for a protein of 575 amino acids. Gene Ontology annotation, molecular function: G protein-coupled receptor kinase activity; ATP binding. Lineage: Eukaryota; Metazoa; Chordata; Actinopteri; Chaetodontiformes; Chaetodontidae. The transcript has 16 exons. Gene Ontology annotation, cellular component: cytoplasm; plasma membrane.
CUUUGCUGGGCGGUGGGAGGUGGUGGUGGACGGUGUCAAGAGAGGAUAGAUUAAAACCGCAGGGUGGGGGGGGCGAGGAGCUCCGUCUGCUGCUGCUGUAACCUCAGACAGCAUCAACAUGGAGCUGGAGAACAUCGUAGCCAACACGGUGCUGCUGAAAGCACGGGAAGGAGGCGGCGGCAACCGAAAAGGAAAAAGUAAGAAAUGGAAGCAGCUGCUGCAGUUCCCCCACAUAAGUUUGUGUGAAGAGCUGCGACAAACCACAGAGAAGGACUACAGCAGCCUGUGUGAGCGGCAGCCCAUCGGACGGUUACUCUUCAGACAGUUCUGUGAGACUCGACCCGAACUGAGACGCUGCGUCAAGUUCCUGGAUGCCGUGGCGGAGUACGAGGUGACUCCAGAUGAGAAGAGGAAGGAGUGCGGUCAGGAACUCGUCGACAAAUACUUCAACCCAAAGUCGGAGGACCACGUGCCUGAGGUGGAGGAGGCCAUGAUGGCUCAGUGUGCAGAGAGGCUGCAGCAGGAGGCCUGCAAAGAGCUCUUCAAGGACUGUACCAAAUUGAUCCACGACUACCUGAGCGUGGCGCCCUUCGCGGACUACCUCGACAGCAUGUACUACAACAGGUUCCUCCAGUGGAAGUGGCUGGAGAGGCAGCCGGUGACGAAAAACACAUUCCGACAGUACAGAGUUUUAGGGAAAGGAGGCUUUGGAGAGGUGUGUGCGUGUCAGGUGCGAGCCACAGGGAAGAUGUAUGCCUGUAAGAAACUGGAGAAGAAAAGGAUCAAGAAGAGGAAAGGAGAGUCCAUGGCGCUCAAUGAGAAACAGAUCCUGGAGAAAGUCAACAGCAGAUUUGUCGUGAGUUUAGCCUACGCCUACGAGACGAAGGACGCUCUGUGCCUUGUGCUGACCCUCAUGAACGGAGGAGACCUGAAGUUUCACAUCUAUCACAUGGGCGAGGCGGGUUUCGAUGAGAAGAGAGCCGUCUUCUACUCUGCAGAGAUCUGCUGCGGGCUGGAGGACCUGCACCGAGAACGCAUCGUCUACAGAGACCUAAAACCAGAGAACAUCCUGCUGGACGACCACGGCCACAUCAGGAUAUCAGACCUGGGUUUAGCAGUUCAUGUUCCGGAGGGACAGUCCAUUAAGGGACGGGUGGGAACAGUAGGAUACAUGGCUCCGGAGGUGGUGAAAAACGAGCGCUACACAUUCAGCCCAGACUGGUGGGCGCUGGGCUGCCUGCUGUACGAGAUGAUCGAGGGCCAGUCUCCCUUCCAGCAGAGGAAGAAGAAGAUCAAGAGGGAGGAAGUGGAGCGGCUGGUGAGGGAGGUGAAGGAGGAGUACUCCAGCAAGUUCUCAGAGGAAGCCAAGUCCCUCUGUAAAAUGCUUCUGGCCAAAGAUCCUCCUGAGAGGCUGGGCUGCCUGGGAGGCGGAGCCUCCGAGGUCAAAGCCCAUCCCAUCUUCCGCUCCAUUAACUUCAAACGCCUUGAGGCCGGCAUGCUGCAGGCGCCCUUCAUUCCUGAUCCACAGGCCAUCUACUGUAAAGACGUGCUAGACAUCGAGCAGUUCUCCACGGUGAAGGGAGUGGAGCUGGAGCCCAAAGACGAGUCUUUCUACAGCAAAGUGUCCACAGGCAGCGUCUCCAUUCCCUGGCAGAAUGAGAUGAUCGAGACGGAGUGUUUCACAGAGCUGAAUGUUUUCCACCAAGACGGGACGGUUCCUCCUGACCUGGACUGGAGAGGACAGCCGUCUCCUCCACCCAAACAGGGACUCCUGCAGCGGCUGUUCGGCCGACAGGACUGCUGUGGUAACUGCAGUGACAGUGACGAGGAGCCCACCAGGCUGUGACACACACACACGCGCACACACACACACACACAGGAUCUCAUUUGUUUACAGGUUUUGCACAUUUGUAUUUUUAAGAUAGUACUAUCUCUAAAUGUCAGAAUGUAUAUUUUCAGCAUAGCCAUAAUGUUUAGUGUUAUUUAAAGCGUGUGAAAUAUCGGCUGCCGAGGCGUUCUGACCGAGUUGUUUGUUGCUUUUGUUUGUGUUAGGUUGUUUUUUUUUGUCCAGGGAAGGCUUUGCUUUCACAUUCAUCCACUCACACACGUCCAUGUUACUGAUCUGGGAGCUGCUGCUAGCCGCUGAGCAGCUCCACUGGAACAAUCGCCUGCUGUAAAAGUGCCUUGCUGGAGGGCACUGUGACAGUGGUUACUAAGGGAGGACUGAGCACCUCUUUACUUUUCCCCCACUUUGUCCAGGGAAUCGAACCAGUGACUUUCAGCUCAUGAACUGUGACCACUUUUCUUCUUCCGCCCUCCAUCCUGCUGUGACCAACCUCUCACAAAAGCUCUAUUUUUCAUUUAAUUCUGUCAAAAGUGUGAUUUUUAUUUUUGCUUGGAUAUUAUGGUUUUGAACUGGGGAUGCCAGAGCCAUGAAGUUGUCUACAUCUACAAAUAUUUUUAUAUCAAAAGUAUUAUUAUUUUUUAAUUUGUUGAUUAUGGAUUUCUUGAGACAAUCGACUCAUUGUGUCGGCGCGGCUCCAGUUACUCUUGUCAGUUUUGGGAUGUGACUGUUGGACUGUGUUGUUUUAGAUGAAACUGUUGUUUGGUCAAAUUUGACAGAAACUCUGAGAGUUCAUUGACUCACUUUCAUGAUUAUACGAGAUGCUUCAAACAACAUGCUUGUGCCUUUUUGUUGGUCCUUUGUUUUGUUCUUCACAGUGAAUUUUUUGAAGCGGUCCCACAGUGAACAACUUACACAUUAUGUUUUUAUUAUGUUAUAUGGUUUUGGAGCUUAAAAAGUACUGGUACUCUUAACCAGGAGCCUUCAAAGCACACUCGUUCAGCAAGAGUGAGCAUGCUUUGCAGGCUGCAAAGCGCACGCUCAUUUGGCAAGAAUUAUGGCAACACUUUAUUUUACAUGCCCCUAAUUUCCUAACAAUCUCUGAGAGAGAAACAAGGAAAUUAUAGAGAAAAUAGAAACAAAGCUCUUAGACAGUUUUUGAGUUUAAGUAGUUAACUUUAUUACAGUUGUUGAUUUUCAGAGGAGUUUCGUUGAAAGAACCGCUCCAUUAAAAACCCAGGGAAAUAUCCCUUCAUUGUUCCACUUCUUCCAGUUUGUUAAGUUGUAUGUUUGUCUGUAAAAUUUAGAUCUUUGCAUGUUCAGCUGACUUGCUCUGGGCUGACUAAAAGGGUCUAAAUUACAACAGUGUAACCAAAAUGAUCACAGUCUCAGAGACUUGAUGUAGAAUUGGCCAUUUACAACAAAUGGUUUUACAGUUAGAUUUGAUGGGAAGGGCUCUGCUGUUUGAGGAAGGUCUCAAAGAGCAGCAAACAAGGAAUAAUCUUCCCUUUACCAACAUAUAGAUCAACAUUACAUUCAAGUCAAUAAUACCAAAAAUACCACAUAAGGAGGAGGUUGAGAUGUGGGUUGGAGCUGCAGCAGCAAACGUUUCUUACAAGAAGGUCUCAGCAGAGAGAUCGUGAGAGGUUUCAGGGUCUAAAGGCAGUCCAGCACACCAGCAUGAAUAUGACUGGAUGUUAAUAGUGUAACAGCCGCCUGGUAGCUGAGCAGCCGCUGAAUGAGCCACUGACAUGAAUGUAUCAGCGGAUGCCAGUCAGCUCAUAUUCAGGCGACAAAUUGCUUACUUUUAAUACAAAAUUCAGCAAAGAACGGCUCGAAAGAGUAUUUAUGGAAAUGCGAGCAAAAAUCUAAGCUCUUGUCCAACAACUAACUGCACACCGUGAGUACAUGCAUUCAUCAGAAUACGGCAGUACUGAGUAAUAAGUGAUGACUGAUGUGCCGGUGCGCUGUACUAGUGAGUACAGGUGAUUACAGGUGUGUACUGGCACCAAAAAAUAAGCUCUAAAAUAUCCGAAAAAGUUUUUUUUUUUUUGGACUUUCCAGUUUCCCAAAAUUCAUGUACAUCAGUUUGGGGGCCAGUGUGUUGCUCAAGGACACAUGGACAGGAGGAUGGGGGUUUGACUGCCAACCCUUUGACGUUAUUGGCCGACCCUCUUUAUGUGCGUUUGGAGGUGUGAUUUAAAUAAGUUGAUAUCUGAUCAGAAAAUAAGUAAAUAAGGCCAAGUAUCUGAACUUUGUUGCUGCAGACACACUUUGUCUAAGUGAAUCACAGGUUUAUUUUUUUCACUUGUCUCUCAGGGUUUCUGAAGAAUUUGCUCCUUCCCACAGUUUUACUCCUGACUCUUCCUCUUUUUUUUUUUUUUUUUUUACUUUCCAUGUGAGCAGAUGUUGAUCAGAUGAUUUCCAACCCGAGCAGGUUUAUAGUCGCCCUGCUUCAAAUAGCUGAAAACGAGCUGGAAGCUUUUGGGUCCAGUGGUUUGUCGGACACAGGCUGAAGCUGGUCUGUUCAUCACUGCAGUGAAAUGGUCGCUUCCUCAAAGAACAUGGCCUCUGAUUUUAAGCUAUUUAAAUGAAAUACCUCUGAAUGUACAAACAGCUGUCAUGUUAUUUCUGUAGACUGAUGUUUGACGAGACAGACAACAGAAACCAGGUUUUGUCCCUUCUGUUAAUCUUGGACGUAACAGCAAGAAUUCAUAAACAUGUGGAAUUCACCUUAGUGUGUCCUGCAAAAUGAACCAAAUACUGAAAUCCCCACUAUGUUUAUCAAAACUGAAGCUGAAGGUUGUUGUGGAUCAUAGAUGACCACAUUUUAAAGGGGCAGUUCACCCAGUUUUCGCCUCUCGUGGUAUCUCGCCAUGCAGGUUGUCUUUUAUUGGCUCAGGUUUUUUGAAGUGUGAUAAGUGUUCCUGCUCUGUGAAUUUAUCCUGGAAGAUUUGGGAGCUGACUAAUGUGUGGUGGAUAAAUAUCCCAGCAUAUAUUUCUAUCCACUAAAAUGACUCAAAACUUGCCAAAUUAAACCAAACCGAUCUGCAUGGCUGGAUACACCUGGAGACAGGUGAGGAAAUUGUUUAGCGACAGAGCUCUCGACCACUUAAACCAAACCAGUUGUCCACAGAAGAUCAAAGAUGACAAAGUCCUUCCCAUUCAAGGUGCCUUUUGGUGUUUGAAGGUAUUCCUCCAGCCUGUAGUCGCCUCUUUUUAUACAUACUGUAUGUGUCUGUACAUGUGCUCAUGCAAAGCCUGCUGCUGCAGCUUCAGCCCACUUCCUGUCUGUGGUGGCUCGUGUGUUCGUCAUCAUAAACGUCCCCCCGGACUUCUGAAAAGAGGACGAUGAGACUGAAAGGAUCCCUGCACUUAAAGACUGCUGUCGACUCUCGCAUCCCUGACCUCUGAACUCUGGAGUCUGCAGCGAUUUUAUAAAGACUGGGAGGUCAAAGGGGAAUCCGGCGAGUCGGAAGAGCUUGCUAACAUCCUUUAUGGAGGUUUAAAUCAGGACUGAACUGCUGUGCUGCGUCUCUGCUGUUGGAUAACUUCUGUCUGUUUAUGUGUUCCUUGUGUUAGUGAUGCACCGACACUGUAAUCAGCCUUGAAGGAUGAUUCCAGUUCAUUACAACUUGGGCCUAAUUUUUGUAGUUUUGUUCAUCAUUCUUAUCUGUAAUAUUAACAUUAUAUUCACCAAGUUAGAGGCUAAAAUCUGGGAACAUGGAAACAUUAACAUGACCAGAUCCUGGAAACCUCAACAGAUACUAUGGAAAAUGAGGUCCUGAAGCAAUGCUUUCAUAGAGCUGUUCUGUUAGUACUGAGGAUGUGUGUGUGCACGGGUGCAAUAUUCAGAAUUUAUGCCCCAUUUUCCCUCCACACAUUCCUUAUUAAUGUGCUGGUUCUUAAUGUUACUUACCAAAAGAGCUUAAUUUAAUAUGUUUUUCUGUCAUUGUAAGGAUGAGCAAUAAUGUUUUUAUCAUCCACCCUGUUUAAAUCAGGAUGAGGGAGGCUGUGGCUGCCUCUAAACAAGGAGGUUGUGAUAAAAAAUGUCAAAUAUGCAUCAAAUGUUUCAGUAUAAAUGUCCCAACAGUUCAUCUACAGUCUUUUUAUUAAUGCUACCGUGUUCCUAGACCUCAGCUGUUUAAGCUGGUGAGUACAGUGUAUUUUCCGACUGAUAGAAAUGACAAAUUGUGAAAGAUCAGAAUGAUCCUUUGAGGUAAAAACUGUUUAAAUUGGUAGAAAUUAGAAUAGAAACCGAUGCACUAAAAUCUUGAUUUGCAUGUGUCCACGCGUGCCAGUUUUUUUCUGUAUCUCUGGAGAUGUUUUGUUGUCAUUUUUUAAUCCAAACUGGUCGCCCAGCUCUGCUUCAGCAUCACCUGAUAACUUGAAUAUCAGUGAAAACGAGAGAAAAGGUUGUGUUUGUGCGUCUUCAGUUGUAAACAAGUCCUGUUUUAUUUCACUCAUUUUCUUUUCUUGGUUUAACAAUAAUGUUUUAUAGAUUUCAAAUGACUUUCAACUGCUGAGAGCUUGGUGUGUGUGUGUGUGUGUGUGUGUGUGUGUGUGUGUGUGUGUGUGUUUGCAUCAUGUUCUUCUGAGCCUGGCUUGUAAACGCUGUGAGAACAGAGAGCCCUCCCUCUGUUUUGUACCAUAAAGCAACUUCUUUACUCCGUGUGGUUUUUGUACUUCUACCUUUGUGAGGACUGAUUUGAGUUUUCGAGGACAUAUUUGGACAGUUUGUCUGGUCCUCGCUCAUUCAAAGGUUAACAGUCGGUUUCAGGGUUAUGAACAAACCAAAGGGACAUAUAUCAACCAUGGCAUUUUCAUAUUGUUGUCUCAUUUAUUAACACAUUUCAUGGUUUUAAUAAGGCAGCUUGCACCAACCUGUACAGCUGCAUCAAUCCCAGCCGCACGUGGAGCUUUCUUAGUGGAGGAGCUUGCUCACUCUGUAGGAAGAGGAUUUUCCCAUUCUUAAACCCACCGACAAAGAUCUGUUUCAACGGACAUGAACAGGCGUAACAGCAGACCCACGUGAAUCAGACUUCUUGUAUUGUAUAGAUUUGGGAAACAACGCUGAGGGAGCGUGAGCCUCAGCGUCACAAAAUUCUCCACAAAAAUCAUCUCAAAAGCAGAGCUGGAUUGUGGUUUCCCAGAAAUCCCUAAAGCUGUUGUGGUGAAGUAUUCAGCUCUGAGCCCGGCCCAUACCUGCACCUUUAAGACUCAGCUGAACCCACGUACUGCCGAGUGCUCCCUGUGUUACAAAAGCUCCACAGUGAGCAGUAAACUGAGAAGUUGAAUCAUCAUCAUUUUGCGUCAUUACAGGCUGGUGUAGUAGAGGGCGUCAGCGAUGACGCCUUCAUGUCUCCAUAUAAAACCAUGAACCUCAGGAGGUCCCAGGAAAGACUGUGGAGAAUAUCUCAGCAAAUCUGAAAUUAUUGUUUGGUAAUAGGAAAAAUAUUGCAUCCAUAUAUAUGUGUGUGAGGUGAUCGUUUGUAUAUUUACUGUCACAAAAACCAAUAAAAUGCAAG